Molecule: messenger RNA, 1027 nt
Organism: Leptinotarsa decemlineata (Colorado potato beetle)
Lineage: Eukaryota; Metazoa; Arthropoda; Insecta; Coleoptera; Chrysomelidae
Gene: Teh2
Product: tipE homolog 2 phospholipid transfer protein
Source: RefSeq, a predicted model, not a curated record
CAUAUAAGUAAAUAAUCAAAGCAAUUACCAUGAGCGUUCUAGGCGAAAAGAGUCAACUCACCCUCAUUUCGAUAGCAGAAACGGCUAAAUUCUAUACGUCAUUAUGUCUCGGAACCACGGCUUUUUUGUCUGUCUUCGCUUUUUUGUUUUUGAUACCGUUCGUCGUCGAUCCAGCAAUAACUAGUUUAAUGGCCGACUACGAACCCGAUCCGGUCACCUGUAUGGCGACACAGCACAUCUACGCCGAGGGCAUAUCUAACUGCUCAUGGUCCUCGUGUCGGGAAGGUUGCACGCGAGAGGCCACCAGAUGUCAUCAGAUAUACGUCAAUUACUCGAAAUUGCCCUUCUCCCAGUACCGAUCAUCGAUAGUGGUGCGCUGGGAUGUCGCAGAUACCCGACUUCUGAUCAACACAGAGGGCUGCGGCUACCCGCCCUCCGUGAACUGUUCGGAAUUCGCCCGUCAGUACGGAUACCAGACCGCCGGUACCCCGUUUCCGUGUUACUAUAGUAGAGUUUAUCCUGAGAUGCAAGUAGUCGCUAGAUAUUCAUGGGAUGACACCCUUCGACAUUUGAUUCUGUCCAUCACCAUUCCGAAUCUAUUGUUCGCCGCCUCCAUUGGAGUUUUGAGCUACUGGUAUUGCCCCGGAUGUGGUAGAUCUUGCCAGAAGUACAUGCAUCAUUUUCCUGCAGAAGAGGAAGAUUUCGACGAGAACACGUACUAGCACGGAUACUCGAAAUAUCUCCACGCCAUGCUUUUUCAGCUGUUUAUUCAAAAAUUGUUGAUAUAUCACUUCAUCCUCUCUCACAAUAUUUGAUAAGUUGAAGUCAAAUGGUUAUCGGCUUGAAAAUUAUUGAAUAUUAUUCGAAAUCGUGAAUUAAUAAACUUUAGUACAAAUAUGAAAACAUUGAUCUUGAAUCUUGAUUGUAUCAUAUAUAUUAUGAUUGAUAGGUACGUAAUUAUAACGAUCUGUAAAUAUAUUAGUAUUGUUAAAAUUGACAGUUUGCCCAAUAAUUGAUAUGCAGUUUU